This is a messenger RNA of Mandrillus leucophaeus (drill), 4488 nucleotides long. RefSeq names its product insulin-like growth factor 1 (somatomedin C) (gene IGF1). The record is from RefSeq and is a predicted model, not a curated record. Gene Ontology annotation, cellular component: extracellular region. The coding region runs from base 265 to 744 and encodes 159 amino acids. Lineage: Eukaryota; Metazoa; Chordata; Mammalia; Primates; Cercopithecidae. The transcript has 5 exons. Gene Ontology annotation, molecular function: hormone activity; growth factor activity.
GAAGGCAAAUGUUCCCCCAGCUGUUUCCUGUCUACAGUGUCUGUGUUUUGUAGAUAAAUGUGAGGAUUUUCUCUAAAUCCCUCUUCUGUUUGCUAAAUCUCACUGUCACUGCUAAAUUCAGAGCAGAUAGAGCCUGCGCAAUGGAAUAAAGUCCUCAAAAUUGAAAUGUGACAUUGCUCUCAACAUCUCCCAUCUCUCUGGAUUUCUUUUUGCUUCAUUAUUCCUGCUAACCAAUUCAUUUUCAGACUUUGUACUUCAGAAGCAAUGGGAAAAAUCAGCAGUCUUCCAACCCAAUUAUUUAAGUGCUGCUUUUGUGAUUUCUUGAAGGUGAAGAUGCACACCAUGUCCUCCUCGCAUCUCUUCUACCUGGCACUGUGCCUGCUCACCUUCACCAGCUCCGCCACGGCUGGACCGGAGACGCUCUGCGGGGCUGAGCUGGUGGAUGCUCUUCAGUUCGUGUGUGGAGACAGGGGCUUUUAUUUCAACAAGCCCACAGGGUAUGGCUCCAGCAGUCGGAGGGCACCUCAGACAGGCAUCGUGGAUGAGUGCUGCUUCCGGAGCUGUGAUCUGAGAAGGCUGGAGAUGUAUUGCGCACCCCUCAAGCCUGCCAAGUCAGCCCGCUCUGUCCGUGCCCAGCGCCACACCGACAUGCCCAAGACCCAGAAGUAUCAGCCCCCAUCUACCAACAAGAACACGAAGUCUCAGAGGAGAAGGAAAGGAAGUACAUUUGAAGAACGCAAGUAGAGGGAGUGCAGGAAACAAGAACUACAGAAUGUAGGAAGACCCUCCUGAGGAGUGAAGAGUGACAUGCCACCGCAGGAUCCUUUGCUCUGCACGAGUUACCUGUUAAACUUUGGAACACCUACCAAAAAAUAAGUUUGAUAACAUUUAAAAGAUGGGCGUUUCCCCCAAUGAAAUACACAAGUAAACAUUCCAACAUUGUCUUUAGGAGUGAUUUGCACCUUGCAAAAAUGGUCCUGGAGUUGGUAGAUUGCUGUUGAUCCUUUAUCAAUAAUGUUCUAUAGAAAAGAAAAAAAAUAUAUAUAUAUAUAUAUCUUAGUCCCUGCCUCUCAAGAGCCACAAAUGCAUGGGUGUUGUAUAGAUCCAGUUGCACUAAAUUCCUCUCUGAAUCUUGGCUGCUGGAGCCAUUCAUUCAGCAACCUUGUCUAAGUGGUUUAUGAAUUGUUUCCUUAUUUGCACUUCUUUCUACACAACACGGGCUGUUUGUUUUACAGUGUCUGAUAAUCUUGUUAGUCUAUACCCACCACCUCCCUUCAUAACCUUUAUAUUUGCCGAAUUUGGCCUCCUCAAAAGCAGCAGCAAGUCGUCAAGAAGCACACCAAUUUCUAACCCACAAGAUUCCAUCUGUGGCAUUUGUACCAAAUAUAAGUUGGAUGCAUUUUAUUUUAGACACAAAGCUUUAUUUUUCCACAUCAUGCUUACAAAAAAGAAUAAUGCAAAUAGUUGCAACUUUGAGGCCAAUCAUUUUUAGGCACAUAUUUUAAACAUAGAAAGUUUCUUCAACUCAAAACAGCUCCUUCAAAUGAUGAGUUAAUGUGCAACCUAAUUAGUAACUUUCCUCUUUUUAUUUUUUCCAUAUAGAGCACUAUGUAAAUUUAGCAUAUCAAUUAUACAGGAUAUAUCAAACAGUAUGUAAAACUCUGUUUUUUAGUAUAAUGGUGCUAUUUUGUAGUUUGUUAUAUGAAAGAGUCUGGCCAAAACGGUAAUAGGUGAAAGCAAAACAAUAGGGGAAGCCUGGAGCCAAAGAUGACACAAGGGGAAGGGUACUGAAAACGCCAUCCAUUUGGGAAAGAAGGCAAAGUCCCCCCAAUUAUGCCUUCCAAGAGGAACUUCAGACACAAAAGUCCACUGAUGCAAAUUGGACUGGCAAGUCCAGAGAGGAAACUGUGGAAUGGAAAAAGCAGAAGGCUAGGAAUUUUAGCAGUCCUGGUUUCUUUUUCUCACUGAAGAAACAAACAUCUGCCAGCUGUGUCAUGGACUCACCACUGUGUGACCUUGGGCAAGUCACUUCACCUCUCUGUGCCUCAGUUUCCUCAUCUGCAAAAUGGGGGCAAUAUGUCAUCUACCUACCUCAAAGGGGUGGUAUAAGGUUUAAAAAGAUAAAGAUUCAGAUUUUUUUUACCCUGGGUUGCUGUAAGGGUGCAACAUCAGGGUGCUUGAGUUGCUGAGAUGCAAGGAAUUCUAUAAAUAACCCAUUCAUAGCAUAGCUAGAGAUUGGUGAAUUGAAUGCUCCUGACAUCUCAGUUCUUGUCAGUGAAACUAUCCAAAUAACUGGCCAACUAACUAGUUGUUAAAAGCUAACAGCUCAAUCUCUUUUAAAACACUUUUUAAAAUAUGUGAGAAGCAUGUGAUUUUCAAUUUGAUUUUGAAUUCUGCAUUUGGUUUUAUGAAUACAAAGAUAAGUGAAAAGAGAGAAAGGAAAAGAAAAAAGGAGAAAAACAAAGAGAUUUCUGCCAGUGAAAGGGGAGUUAAUUACUCUAUUUGUUAGCACUCACUGACUCUUCUAUGCAGUUACUAUAUAUCUAGUAAAACCUUGUUUAAUACUAUAAAUAAUAUUCUAUUCAUUUUGAAAAACAUGAUACUUCCUUCUUUUCUAGGCAAUAUAAGGAAAAUGACCCCAAAUUUGAAAUAUUAAAAUAAUAUCUAAUAAAAAGUCACAAAGUUAUCUUCUUUAAAAAACUUUACCCUUAUUCUUAGCUGUAUAUACAUUUUUUUAAAAUUGUGUUAAAACUUGCUUGACUAGAGUUGCCAAUUGAAAGGCAAAAACUUCCAUCAAAACAAGAAAUUUCCCAUGCCUGCUUAGAAGGGUAGCCCCUAGCUCUCUGUGAAUGUGUUUUAUCUAUUUAGCUGAAAAUUGGUAUCAAGAAAGUCCACUGGUUAGUGUACUAGUCCAUCAUAGCCUAGAAAAUGAUCCCCAUCUGUAGAUCAAGAUUUUCUCAUUAGAACAAUGAGUUACCCAACAUUCAGAUCUUUUUAUUCACCUUAGGACUUUUUGGUUAAAAGUACCCAGGCUUAAUUAUUUCAUGCAAAUUGUAUAUUUUACAUUCUUGGAAAGUCUAUAUGAAAAACAAAAAGAACAUCUUCAGUUUUUCUCCCACUGGGUCACCUCAAGGAUCAGAGGCCAGGAAAAAAAAGACUCCCUGGAUCUCUGAAUAUCUGCAAAAAGAAGGCUGCAUUUAGUGGAGCCAGCACUCCUGUUCAGUCAACAAGUAUUUUAACUCUCAGUCUAACAUUAUUUGAAUUGAGCACCUCAAGCAUGCUUAGCAAUAUUCCAAUCACUAUGGACAGAUGUAAAAGAAACUAUACAUCAUUUUUGCCCUCUACCUGUUUUCCAGACAUACAGGUUCUGUGGAAUAAGAUACUGGACUCCUCUUCCCAAGAUGGCACUUCUUUUUAUUUCUUGUCCCCAGUGUGUACCUUUUAAAAUUAUUCCCUCUCAACAAAACUUUAUAGGCAGACUUCUGCAGACUUACGUGUUUUCUGUCAUAGUUAGAUGUGAUCAUUCUGAGACUGUCUAUGACUUAUUUCCUUCACUUAAUUCUAUCCACAGUCAAAAAUCCCCCAAGGAGAAAAGCUGAAAGAUGCAUUGCCAUAUUAUCUUUCUUAACUUUUUCCAACACAUAAUCCUCCCCAACUGGAUCAUAAAUAAAUUGAAAAUAACUCAUUAUACCAAUUCACUAUUUUAUUUUUUAAUGAAUUAACACUAGAAGACAAAUUGAUGCAAACCCUAGAAGUCAGUCGAUUACUGUAUACUCCAGCAGAAUGACUCGGAUUUCAUAGAAAGGAGCAAACAAAAUAUCACAACCCAAAAUUUUACAAGCUUUGCUUCAGAAUUAGAUUGCUUUAUAAUUCUUGAAUGAGGCCAUUUCAAGAUAUUUGUAAAAGAAUGGUAAACAUUGGUAGGAAUGAGCUUUCAACUCAUAGGUUUAUUUCCAAUUUAAUUGACCAUCCUCGAUACUUAGGUCAAAUUUCUGUUCUCUCUUCCCCAAAUAGUAUCAAAGUAUUAUUUGAACUUUUUAAGAUGAGGUGGUUCCCCUGAAAAGUUAAUGCAGCGCCGCAUCAGAAUCCACUCUUCUAGGGAUAUGAAAAUCUCUCAACACCCACCCUACAUACACAGACACAGACGCAGAUACAGACACACACACACACAGACACACACACACAUUCACUCUAAGGAUCCAAUGGGAUACUGAAAAGAAAUCACUUCCUUGGAAAUUUUAUUAAAAAACAAACAAACAAAAGCCUGUCUUCCCUUGAGAAUCCUUCCUGUCCUUGGAACAUCAAUCUUUGUGUAGAUGAAACCAUCUCAUGCUCUAUGGCUCCAGGGUUUCUGUUACUAUUUCAUGCACUUGGGAGAAGGCUUAGAAUAAAAGAUGUAGCACAUUUUGCUUUCCCAUUUAUUGUUUGGCCAGCUAUGCCAAUGUGGUGCUAUUGUUUCUUUAAGAAAGUACUUGACAAAAAAAAAAA